Molecule: messenger RNA, 2496 nt
Organism: Besnoitia besnoiti
Lineage: Eukaryota; Apicomplexa; Conoidasida; Eucoccidiorida; Sarcocystidae
Exons: 3
Coding region: 1-2496 (831 amino acids)
Source: RefSeq, a predicted model, not a curated record
AUGGCAUCUCUUUGCAGGCGCAGCCCAGGAUGGGGGGGAGGUUCCCAACCCUCCGCUGCCGUCGUCGCCAGCCUCCUGCGACUCCUCAGCUCCCUCGCUGAACUUCCCGCUCGUCUCCUUCUCUGGCUUUGCGCCUCGCCCUUCUUCCUCCUUGUGCGAGCUUUCUUCGGCACUUUCUCUCGCAGACGUCCACACCGAGAGAUACGAGGCUCGACAACUCGCAGACCUCAACGCGAACGAGUCCUCCCCGAGGCCUCCAGCGCCGCAUGCGGGCUUCCGCACACGUACACCGAAGUCCGCAUUUCUCAGCUGUUCUCCCUCCUCUGCGCUCACUUCGUUCGUUUUCCCAUCCUCUUCUUCGAGCUUCUCGUUGCCAUACGCUCACCCUCCUCCUGCCUAUUUGUCUUCUGCCUCCGCCGUCUCUGCGCGUUUUUCACUGCGGCGCGUCGCCCAUGUUCGUUCUCUGUGUCCUCGUCCGCGCCUCUUGCCGCAGAAGCUGCAUCUUCUGUCCUUCCUUCGCUGCUGAGCGUACCCCGCCCCCACGCAGCCACUGCAGCUGUGCGGUUUCGCGAGUCGCGCCGCGCGGAGGGCCUCGAUGGCGGAGAAGUCGCAGACGCAGACGCGGUGGGCGUCACGGAAGCGGACGAUCCGCUGAGGAGUCUCACAUCAACUCGAAGCAGGCGCCGCUUCCUGAACGCGCAGCCAAGCCCCUCUAGAGCUGCGAAAGCGCGAAGGAACGCGAGCGACUGCGAAGUUUUCUCCAGUCGUCGCUGGAGCAGCGCGCAGGCCGAGCAGCAUCAGCGACAGCCCAGGCGCUGCCUACCAAGAAGGCCCAGAGGAAGCGCUCCAAAAAAGUUCAUUAACGCUUCUAGUCAGGCGCACGCAUCUGGCCUAGAUGGCGGCGACGCAGCCCGAGGAGGGGAGACGCUGAGGCAGGAGAACCGGCGCCUGGGCGAAGCUGCGGCGCCGCCAGGCGGAUGGAAACCUCCGGCAGCGACGGGCUGCCGCCGAGGGGGCAGGCGCGGAGUGGGCCCAGGCUACGAAGCGUCUGCGGAGCCCACAGAGCGCCACAGCGAGGUUCGAUGCGAAAUGAUAAGCCCUGAAGUGCCUCUGGCCUCGCCGUCGCCGCGGAGAGGCCCUAGCAGCGAUCUGGCAGGACCACCAGAGGCAGCAUCCGCCGCGACGAUGAAGCGCGGAGUCGCCGCGACGAUGAAGCGCGGAGUCGCCGCGACGAUGAAGCGCGGAGUCGCCGCGGCGACGCCGCGCUUCAUCCCGGAGAUUUCCGCUGCUUCAAGCGACUUGCACUUGCCUGGGCGCGUCUGCCAGAGGCUUGUCCGUCUCCCCGCCCCCGCGCGGAGCCAGACGUGCUUCCGGCGCGGGGCCCACCCCGCCCGUCGCCUCCCACGGCCCUGCAUGCGCGGCCCUCGCCGCCGCCUCCGUCGUCGGUUGGUCACGCCUCUGGAAGGCCCUGGGUGCCUGUCUUGCCGCCGCCCCACUGCCUCCUCCUGGAGCCACUCUCUCGUCGUCUGGCGGUGCUCGUCCUGGGAUCCAUUUCGCUUCUUCCUCGCCCUUUUCUCUCCCGCUGCCGUGACCCGCGUCCGCCCCGCGAGGGGGGCCCGGGGGGUUGUCGCGGCUGCUUGCCGCUGCCUUCUUCGUGUCUUCCAUCUUCUCCGACUCCGCCUGCUUUCGCCGCACGUCGUGUGCCUUCCGCGCCUCCUCCGCCGUCUUCUGCGUCUUCGGCCUUCUCUGCUCCCCCCUUCUUCUGCUUCUUCCACGGUGUCUGCUUCUCAGCACGUCUUCGCCACUACGACUCCAUUUUCGCCCGCUCCUGGACCCGGUUUGCCGAUUCCCUCUGCUUUGAACUGCGUGUCCGUAUCUUCGUCCUUUUCCUCGCAGACUGCGGCGUCUUCUUUUCCUUCUUUGCCCAGCUCCUCCCCUGAUUUUCCUUCGUCUUUCCCGCUCGGCAGGCGGCGAAGUCUGCCAGGGGAGGACGUGCUGCGGGGCUUUGUGGGCGGUGACGCCUCUAGCGCUCACACCGGCCGGCGCAUCCCUGAAAGAGGCGUUCCAUCCGCCUUUUUUUCGUCUUCUCCGCCUGCAGCGAGGUGCCUGCCACCGCCUACCGUUGCGUGCCUGCUUGCCGCCGUCUCCUCUUCGCCGCAUGUGGAGGAGGAAUCAAGGCGGCGGAGGCAUCUCUCUGCUUCCCUCAGGCAGCGGAACAGAGUCUGCAAAGCUCUGUCGCAUCGCAGCGGCAACUCGGGUCCUUCGAAAUCCACUCUUCCUUCUUUUAGUCUCUCUCCCCACUCUUCGUCCCCUGCGGUCCCCCCUGCGCCUCCUCCGCCCGCCCCGCGCCUCUUUCUGCGGCCGCGCGCGGCAGCACGCGGCGCGCAGCGAGCCCAAAACGCGAGAAACUGGGCAGACUCUCAGAGCAGAUACGAUGCGGGGGACAGACAAACAGCCUCUGCACGCACUGAGGCCGGUGGAGGAGAACGCGACUAG